Molecule: messenger RNA, 552 nt
Organism: Fusarium verticillioides 7600
Lineage: Eukaryota; Fungi; Ascomycota; Sordariomycetes; Hypocreales; Nectriaceae
Exons: 1
Coding region: 1-552 (183 amino acids)
Source: RefSeq, a predicted model, not a curated record
AUGCUCGCUUUUUUCUCCGACCCCUUCAAGAACUGCGAUGGUCCGGAGAAGACCAGCCCUGAUCAUGAGCGUGUCAGGAAAACCCUCAAGGCCCUUGAAAAAAAGUACCUUGAGGCAUAUCAAGACUACCAGACCUGGAAGAACGAAGUCAUUCUUAUGAUUGAAAAAGAUGACCAGCAUAGCUGGAACAGUUUCAUUCUGGACCCUCGUAGCCACAUGGAAUUUGACGAAGGGGUAUUGGAGGACCUCGAGACUUUUCUUCCCUUUUCCAACGAUUUCUACCCGUUUCCGAGCUACAUGAGUCACAAUACCUUCACUGACAAGCUCUUCAAGAAACGGGUGCGAUUGGCCGAAAUCAAGGGGCUUAUCGAGACCGGACGCCGUGAACUAGCCCGGCUGGAGGGCUCCGACGCAUUCAUCCAACUUCCUAAUGACUUUGUCAAGUAUCGCGAAGAAGUUGCAGCCAAGUGCGAUCUUUGCGACGUUCGUGAUGAGACGAGUAGCUGCGCGUCUUCUGAUUCAGGAGGAACAAGCCGAACUAUUGAAGACUAG